Molecule: messenger RNA, 1095 nt
Organism: Pestalotiopsis fici W106-1
Lineage: Eukaryota; Fungi; Ascomycota; Sordariomycetes; Amphisphaeriales; Sporocadaceae
Exons: 3
Coding region: 1-1095 (364 amino acids)
Biological process (GO): alcohol metabolic process
Molecular function (GO): alcohol dehydrogenase (NADP+) activity; zinc ion binding
Source: RefSeq, a predicted model, not a curated record
AUGCCUUACCCGGACGAAUUCGAGGGUUUCAUGAUUAAUGAGCUCGGCAAGUACAAGGACUUCAAGAAACAGACUUUCAAGCCAAAGAAAUUUGGUGACAAUGAUGUCGACAUCAAGAUUGAGUGCUGCGGUGUCUGCGGCUCCGACGUACACACCAUCACGGGAGGCUGGGGAGACGCACCGACGCCCAUUUGUGUUGGCCACGAAGUUGUCGGCAAGGCAAUCAAGGUCGGAUCCGCCGUCAAGACCGUCAAGGUCGGCGACCGCGUCGGUGUCGGGGCUCAGGUUUGGUCUUGCCUAAAGUGCCCGCAGUGUAAGAGCGACAAUGAAAACUACUGCCCGCACAUGGUUGACACAUAUGGGGCCCCGUACCCCAAGGAGGUUGACCCGGAUGAGACUAUUUCGCAAGGUGGUUACGCGUCACACAUUAGAGCCCACGAGUACUUUGUGUUCCCCAUCCCCGACGCCAUCCCCUCGCAUCUGGCCGCACCCAUGAUGUGCGCCGGUCUCACAGUAUGGUCUCCGCUGGUACGAGCCGGCGUCGGUCCGGGCAAGCAAGUCGCCAUUGUCGGCCUCGGCGGCCUGGGACACUUUGCCGUCAUGUGGGCGGCCGCCCUCGGCGCCGAGACGACGGUCAUUUCGCACUCGCCGCACAAGAAGGACGACGCCCUCAAGCUGGGCGCCAAGCACUUUGUCAGCUCGGGCGAAAAGGACUGGGCCAAGCCGCUGGCCUUUACGUUUGACUUUGUCCUCAACACGGCCGACAUGACGCACACGUUCAACAUUGACGACUACCUCUCCAUCCUCAAGGUCAACUGCCGCUUCCACCAGGUCGGCCUGCCCGACGAGGGCAUCAAGGAGCUCAAGCCCCAGCAGUUCAUGGCCAAUGGUUCCAGCAUUGGCGCCAGCCACAUUGGCUCGCGCCCCGAGAUUCUGGCCAUGCUCAAGCUCGCUGCCGACAAGAAGCUGUUUCCCAUGGUCGAGACUCUGCCCUUGUCGGAAAAGAACUGCGCCGAGGCUGUCGACCGUGUCAAGAACAACAAGGUGCACUACCGCUUCACCUUGACUGAUUAUGACAAGGUCUUUGGCGCUUAA